This is a messenger RNA of Pseudoliparis swirei, 1647 nucleotides long. RefSeq names its product meiosis-specific nuclear structural 1 (gene mns1). The record is from RefSeq and is a predicted model, not a curated record. The transcript has 10 exons. NCBI's taxonomy places the organism in Eukaryota, Metazoa, Chordata, Actinopteri, Perciformes, Liparidae. Gene Ontology annotation, cellular component: motile cilium. Bases 202 to 1644 code for a protein of 480 amino acids. Gene Ontology annotation, biological process: cilium organization.
CCUCGGAAACACGGCGACACAAGCAGGUUAACGACGGCUAAUUAAUCGCCUCCUUGUCUACUGUGGUAUCCAAAUUCACUUGAAUUUAAAUCAUUCAAAAAUUGUUUACGCAUUAGAGAGUAAAGAGGAGUUAAGUCCAAAAGGCGGGAAGCGAAGAAAAGCACCGCAGCCAUGACUGGUCACUGAACGUCUCAGCGCCAGAUGCAGGAGCAGCUCCGGCAGCGGGAGGCCCAGCGCCUGGCCCGAGACCGGCAGCAGCAGGCCGGUAUGCGGGACGAGGAGAGCUUCGAGAGGAGGAGGAACCAGCGACAGGCGCAGGAGGAACUCAAGGAGAGGCGCACGGAGAGCGCCAUGCUGAAGGCACAGGAGGAGAAAAUAAACAGAGAAAAGCAACUGGAGCAAGAGGAGAGAAUAGCUAAGGAGCUGGCCCGCAUCAACAUUGAGACACAAAGAAAUGAGAAAAUGAGACAGUAUAUUAAAGAGAACAGCUUGGAGCUUCGAGAACUGGAGUCAAAGCUGAAUUAUGCGUAUUUGAAUAAGGAAAGAGCCGCACAGAUUGCUGAGCAGGAAGCAACGAGGCUUAAGACAAUGCGCGAGGAGGCAGACUUAGCCCGCAAGAUGAAGAGCGAAUAUGAGCGAGGAGACGUCGAGAUGCAGAAACUGGAGGAGAAACGCCACGAGGAGCUGGUGCAGUGUCAGAGAGAGCUGCAGCAGCAGCUCGUGGAGAGGGAGCGCAAGAGACAAGAGGCGUACGAGGAGUUCCUCAAAGAGAAGCUCGUGGUUGAUGAGAUCGUCAGGAAGAUCUACGAAGAGGAUCAGAUGGAGAGACAGCUGAAACUGGAGACGGUCAGAGCCACUCAGCAACACAUCGAAGCGUUCAAGAAACAGCGAGCUGAGUGGAGACGCAUGGAGCAAGAGAAGAUGGAGGCGGAGAAUAAACGGAUCAUGGAGUUUGUGAACAAUCAGGAGAACAUGGAGGAGAGCAGAAUGGCUAAGAUCAGAGAGAAGGAAAAAGGAAAAGAUCAUCUUCAUAAAAUACUGUCUGAGAAGAUGGAAGGGGAGAGGCAGCAUCGUGAAGAGAUGCAACAAGUCCGUGAGGAACUUUAUUUAGAAGAACAGGAAGAGGCUAACAGGCAGAGAGACAUUGAAGAGAUGGAGAAGAAAAUCCGACAGCGGUUGAUGAUGCAGCAGACCUGCCAGCAGCAGAUAGCUUUCAAAGAGAUGCGACGGCAGGCAGAGAAAGAGGAAGAGGAGGCCUUCAGGAGAAUGAUGAUGGCUAAGUUUGCAGAAGACGACCGCUUGGAGCAGAUGAAUGCCCAGAAGCGACGCAUGAAGCAACUCGAGCACAAACGCGAGGUGGAGGAACUGCUGGAGGACAGACGACUGCAGCGCGAGGCCGACUUGGAACUGGAGGCUAAAGAAAGAGCCAUCGAGCAGGAGAGGGAGGCGCUGCGUCGGCAGAUAAUUGAAGAGGAGAGGCAGCGGCUUCUUAAACGCCACGCAACACAACUCCUCGGGUAUCUACCAAAGGGCUUGCUCCGUGAAGACGACCUGGAGCACUUUGACGAAGACUUCAGAAAAAACUUUAAACCACGGCAGGCGGAGGAUAUCUUCUCUGAGGACGACUGGGACGGCGAUGAGUAGAUU